Molecule: messenger RNA, 2238 nt
Organism: Magnusiomyces paraingens
Lineage: Eukaryota; Fungi; Ascomycota; Dipodascomycetes; Dipodascales; Dipodascaceae
Exons: 3
Coding region: 1-2238 (745 amino acids)
Biological process (GO): termination of RNA polymerase II transcription
Cellular component (GO): nuclear body
Molecular function (GO): transcription termination site sequence-specific DNA binding; helicase activity
Source: RefSeq, a predicted model, not a curated record
AUGAAAAAAAAGGCUACUCCGUUCUAUUCUACAAAUCAGUUUACUCUUACGGUUUUGAGCUGGGACUAUCACUGCGAUUCGCAAUUGCCCCGCGAGAUAAGUAGUAAAGAGCCAGAAUUGGAUGAAGAAGAAGAGAGCUUCAAGUACCAGUCAGUUCCACCAGUUUUUAAAAAUACUCUUAAUUACAAGAGUGCAAUGAUACCGUUGAUGAAAGUCGAGCUUUGGGCUAGCAUUCUUAAGGCAAAAAUGGAGGAUUUUUAUCUGCCAUUUCAUGCUACAAUCACAAGAAUUAAAAGUCAGAGUAAAAAGAAUGAGAAUUUAUUUUUGACAGUACCUAAGGCUCAAGCAGCAGCUGCGAAAUAUUUCCCCGGUGAUUUAAUUCUCUUGACCAAUUUUCCUGAUCAGGAUAAAGGUCCUUUCCCUCCUAGUUCCCAAAUGCCUUGUAUCUUUGCUCGUGUUUCUGUUGUUUCAGAGGAUCGCACCAAGUUGACAGUUAUGAUCAAUAAGCGCAACAAUUUUUCCAAAAAGUACUUUAUUAAAGGAGCAAAGUAUCAUGGACUUAAAGUUAUAAGUUUGGUGACUGCGGAACGCGAAUACUUUGCAUUGAGUAAACUGGCUGCUUCUCCUUUAGCAAAGAGGAUUUUUAAUGCGAAGCUUGAAUGGAUCAAAGCUUCAAACCCUUCUGACAUUUCUAAAAUCAUGAAAAAGUUUGGUGUCAAUGAAUCUCAAGCAGGAGCUAUUCACUCGGCCACUACUGGUCUGGGGUUCAAAUUGAUCCAGGGACCUCCGGGUACUGGAAAAACCACGACUAUUAUUAGCAUUCUUGCGACGCUGCUUAUGGAAAAGCAGCAGGAAAAAGCUAAAAAGAAGAUUCUUGUGUGUGCACCUUCCAACGCAGCUAUUGAUGAACUUAUUGGUAGACUGAAGGAUGGAAUAGAGACAGCUACUGGAAUUAAGUUAAAUCCCAGGAUUGUUCGUCUUGGUCGCCCUGAAGUUGUGACUGGGUCAGCUAAAAACUUUACAAUCGAAAGCCAGUUGGAUCAGGGGUUACAGCUGAAGGAAAUUAACAGAGUCAAAGCGGAAAUUUCAGUGUUGGCGCGCAAGGUGAGCAAAGCUGCAGAAGAUACAAGACACAUGGAGCGGAGAAUUGCAAACAAAUGCAAAUGCAAAAAAUGUUUAAAAGAUCCGGUUCAAGACGUUAAUGCUGCCAAGAUUCAAUUGAACAAUCUUAAGGAAUUGUCAAAAAAUAUUUGCAACCAGAUUCACCAGAUGCGAGAAAAUAACAGUAUAAAUAUUCAAAAACGUGAGGGGGCUUCACGACGUUUGAUUAAGGAUGCGGAUAUUGUAGUAUCGACACUUUCGGGUGCAGGUCAGCACUCUUUGCGGGUACUUAACUUAGAGUUUCAAACUGUAAUUGUGGAUGAAGCCGCACAGUGCGUUGAGCCGUCGUUGUUGAUUCCAUUACAGUAUAAAGCGAGGCGAUGUAUUCUUGUUGGAGAUCCCAAGCAGCUGCCGCCAACAGUGCUAUCCAAAUAUGGAACCCAUAAAAACUACGGGCAGUCGUUAUUUUUGCGAAUGUACAUGGCGCACCCCUCACGCACUCAUAUGCUCAAUGUCCAGUACCGUAUGAAUCCGGAUAUUUCCAAGUUCCCGAACCAAGAAUUCUACCAGGGCAAGCUAAUGGAUGGUCCUGAGAAUGGGCUCAAGACCGCACGACCAUGGCACAUGGCUGCACAGGGCUUGCUUACACCGUUUAGGUUUUUCAACGUGAUUGGUGAAGAGGCUCAAAACCAGUUGACAAAGUCAUACUUUAACAAGAACGAAGCCGAUUUUGUUUAUGAGUUGUACCAAUUUUUGCGAGGAUCGACGCAAGAAUCGUUGGAAGGCAAAGUUGGUAUUAUUUCAAUGUACCGUGAACAGGUUUCAUACAUUAAGUCAGUGUUUGAGCGGAACCUGAGUGCAGAUGAGGUGAAAGGAAUUUACUUUAGUACGGUGGAUGGGUUCCAAGGCCAAGAAAAGGACGUUAUUAUCUUGUCUUGUGUGCGUGCAAAGAUAAAAGUCGGCAAGGACAUUGGAUUUUUGUCAGAUAAGCGACGCAUGAACGUUGCAUUAACUAGAGCAAAGGCGGCCAUGUGGGUUGUGGGUAACCGGCGCACGCUCAAUGAAGGACGUACGUGGGGACGGUUGGUUCAAUCUGCGGUGGAUCGUGGGUUAAUUUCUAGUGCUCAAAUAAACUAA